Fragaria vesca subsp. vesca is the source of this 1527-nucleotide messenger RNA. RefSeq names its product endoglucanase 4-like. Lineage: Eukaryota; Viridiplantae; Streptophyta; Magnoliopsida; Rosales; Rosaceae. The record is from RefSeq and is a predicted model, not a curated record. Bases 1 to 1527 code for a protein of 508 amino acids. The transcript is spliced from 8 exons. Gene Ontology annotation, biological process: carbohydrate metabolic process. Gene Ontology annotation, molecular function: hydrolase activity, hydrolyzing O-glycosyl compounds.
AUGUAUGAUUGCUCAUCGCCGUGGAGUACAGACACAAUAAGAACUGGUUAUACAGUAGAGGGGAGACUUAACACAGUUCUGUAUAGUUUGAGAAUGAGUUCGUUUGGGAGGUUGAGGUUGGUGGUUUUAGUAGCGGCGAUGAUGGUGGCGAUGGUGGUGAAGGCUUCGCAGGACUACGGGGAUGCAUUGACGAAGAGCAUAUUGUUCUUUGAAGGCCAGAGGUCAGGAAAGAUACCCUCUACUCAGAGAAUGACUUGGAGGAAAGAUUCUGCACUUCAUGACGGACUUCAGAUUGGUGUUGAUCUAGUGGGGGGUUACUAUGAUGCCGGUGACAAUGUGAAGUUCAGCUUUCCAAUGGCAUUCUCAACAACAAUGCUGGCAUGGAGUGUGUUAGAGUUCGGGAAGGACAUGGGUGCAGACCUACCCCGUGCACUUGAUGCCAUUCGAUGGGGAACUGACUACUUCCUCAAAGCCACAAGCAUUCCUGGCUUUGUGUUUGCCCAAGUUGGUGAACCUUAUGACGACCACAAUUGUUGGGAAAGGCCUGAGGACAUGGACACCCCGAGAAACCCCUAUGCAGUGAGCAAACAGUUUCCGGGUUCCGAACUCUCGGCAGAGAUUGCAGCCGCCCUGGCAGCCUCUUCCAUGGUUUUUAAGCAUGUUGAUCUGCAGUACUCUGCAAGGCUUCUCAAACGGGCUAGAAUGGUAUUUGAGUUUGCAGUAACAUACCAGGGCUCCUAUAAUGAUGCUCUUGGACCUUGGGUUUGUCCAUUUUAUUGUGAUUUUAGUGGCUAUGAGGACGAACUGAUUUGGGGAGCAGCAUGGUUGUUCAAGGCAACUAAGAUCCCUACAUACUCGAAGUAUGUAUUGGACAAUGUGGAAGCUUUACGGAGUUUGGAUGGGAUACAAAGCACGCAGGCAUCAAUGUACUUGCUUCCAAGCAUCGACAUUGGUUCUAGUCCUUUCGUUAUCAAUUCCGACAAGUUCAUAUGCAGUUUGUUACCCGACUCGCCAACCCUAUCAGUCUCAUACUCUCCAGGUGGGCUUCUGUUUAAACCUGGAGGAAGUAAUCUGCAGCACGCAACAACUCUGUCAUUUCUCUUGGUUGUUUAUUCUCGCUAUCUGAGCAAAUCCAAUAGAGUAGUUCACUGUAACAAUGUUGUUGCAACUCCAGCUAGACUUGUUCAAAUUGCAAAAGGCCAGGUGGAUUACAUACUAGGAAGUAACCCAUUGAACAUGUCAUAUAUGGUCGGAUACGGCAAAAAGUUUCCCCAGAGAAUUCAUCACCGGGGAUCAUCGUUACCGUCGGUAGGUCAACACCCUCAACAAAUUGGUUGUAAAGAAGGAAGCGUUUACUUUGGCAGCAGUAAUCCUAACCCUAAUGAGCUAACUGGGGCUGUUGUCGGAGGUCCAGAUAUAAAGGAUGCAUAUACAGAUUCUCGAGUGGAUUUUGUGCAUUCCGAGCCAACCACAUACAUCAAUGCACCAUUCGUAGGCGUCUUGGCUUACUUCAAAUCGCAUCCAUGA